Molecule: messenger RNA, 3705 nt
Organism: Sorex fumeus (smoky shrew)
Lineage: Eukaryota; Metazoa; Chordata; Mammalia; Eulipotyphla; Soricidae
Gene: CWC22
Product: CWC22 spliceosome associated protein homolog
Exons: 20
Coding region: 136-2853 (905 amino acids)
Biological process (GO): mRNA splicing, via spliceosome
Cellular component (GO): catalytic step 2 spliceosome
Molecular function (GO): RNA binding; protein binding
Source: RefSeq, a predicted model, not a curated record
GUUUCCGGUGUCAUGGCGGCGCGGUGGAGCUGCAGGUGACAUUUGCAGACAGAAGAAGUAAAGUAUCCAGGAGUUCAUGCCAGCUUGUCUUUGUUACUUGGACUAGCUUAAGAAUUUAUCAGACCAGCUACCAAAAUGAAAAGUAGUGUGGGACAGAUAAAACAUUAUUCUGAGAGAAGGGAGAACUAUCAUUCAUACCAGAGAAAUUCAUCUCCUGAAGACAGAUAUGCAGAUCAAGAACGAUCCCCUCGGGAUAGAGAUUACUUUGAUUAUAGAUCAGAUUAUGAACGUUCAAGAAGAGGACGUUCUUAUGAUGGCAGCAUGGAAUCACGAAGCAGGGACCGAGAAAAACGCAGAGAAAGAGAAAGAGAUGCUGAUCGGAAACGGUCCCGGAGAACCCCAUCUCCUUCAAGAAGAAGCCCAGAAUCAUCGCUGACCCACAGUUCCUCUGCUCAGGAUGAACCUAGUGCGAAGAAAAAGAAAGAUGAACUGGAUCCUCUCCUUACUCGUACAGGCGGAGCAUAUAUUCCUCCUGCAAAGCUCAGAAUGAUGCAGGAGCAGAUUACAGAUAAGAACAGCUUGGCCUACCAGAGGAUGAGCUGGGAAGCCUUAAAGAAGUCAAUCAAUGGUCUCAUCAACAAAGUCAACAUUUCUAAUAUAGGUAUUAUUAUUCAAGAACUUCUGCAAGAAAAUAUAGUUAGAGGAAGGGGCCUUCUCUCCAGAUCUGUUUUGCAAGCCCAGAGUGCUUCUCCAAUCUUCACCCAUGUUUAUGCAGCAUUGGUUGCAAUUAUAAAUUCCAAAUUUCCACAAAUUGGAGAAUUAAUCCUCAAGAGAUUAAUUCUUAACUUUCGAAAAGGCUAUCGAAGAAAUGAUAAGCAACUUUGUCUGACUGCUUCAAAAUUUGUGGCACAUCUUAUUAACCAGAAUGUGGCACAUGAAGUUUUAUGCUUAGAGAUGCUUACUUUGCUCUUGGAAAGACCAACAGAUGAUAGUGUUGAAGUGGCUAUUGGUUUUCUCAAAGAAUGUGGCCUCAAAUUAACCCAGGUGUCACCAAGGGGAAUCAAUGCUAUAUUUGAACGCCUUCGAAAUAUUCUCCAUGAAUCUGAAAUUGACAAAAGAGUUCAGUAUAUGAUUGAAGUGAUGUUUGCUGUACGGAAAGAUGGAUUCAAGGACCAUCCAGUUAUCCUUGAAGGACUUGAUUUAGUAGAAGAGGAUGAUCAAUUCACCCACAUGCUCCCUCUGGAGGAUGACUAUAAUCCAGAAGAUGUUCUUAAUGUUUUCAAGAUGGAUCCCAGUUUUAUGGAGAAUGAAGAAAAAUACAAAGCCAUAAAGAAGGAAAUUCUUGAUGAAGGAGAUAGUGAUUCAAACACGGACCAAGAUGCUGAAAGUAGUGACGAGGAGGAGGAGGAAGAGGAGGAGGAAGAGGGUGAAGAUGAAGAAGGAAAAAAAUUAACUAUUCAUGACAAAACAGAAAUUAAUCUAGUCUCAUUUCGUCGUACAAUUUAUCUUGCAAUUCAGUCAAGUUUAGAUUUUGAAGAAUGUGCUCAUAAAUUACUGAAAAUGGAGUUUCCUGAAAGUCAAACAAAAGAACUCUGCAACAUGAUUCUUGAUUGUUGUGCUCAACAAAGAACAUAUGAGAAGUUUUUUGGCUUAUUAGCUGGGCGAUUUUGCAUGCUGAAAAAGGAAUACAUGGAAUCCUUCGAAGGCAUAUUCAAAGAACAAUAUGAUACUAUCCAUCGCUUGGAAACAAACAAAUUGAGAAAUGUUGCUAAGAUGUUUGCUCACCUUUUAUACACUGAUUCACUUCCAUGGAGUGUUCUUGAAUGUAUAAAGCUCAGUGAAGAAACCACUACAUCAUCUAGUAGAAUUUUUGUUAAAAUAUUUUUCCAGGAACUGUGUGAAUAUAUGGGUCUUCCUAAACUUAAUGCAAGAUUAAAGGAUGAGACCCUGCAGCCUUUCUUUGAAGGAUUAUUACCCCGAGAUAAUCCAAGGAAUACUCGAUUUGCCAUCAAUUUCUUCACAUCUAUAGGUCUUGGAGGGUUAACGGACGAAUUGCGUGAGCACCUCAAAAAUACACCCAAGGUCAUCGUGGCCCAGAAAGUGGAUGUUGAGCCAAGUCAGUCUUCCUCAUCAUCUUCUUCUGCAUCCUCCUCUUCUGAGUCUGACUCGUCUGCCUCCGACUCGGACAGCAGUGACAGCAGCUCAGAGUCAUCCAGCGAGGAGAGCGAAUCUUCGUCCAGCAGCAGCCAGAGUUCGGCCUCAGAUAAAGAUAAAAGAAAGAAGGCACAAGGGAAAACCAGAAAGAAAGAAGUAGAUAAAUUGACGCGGAAACAACAGGCCAAUGAUCGGAAAUAUGAUGACAGAAGAGCAGACCACAGGCACCAAGAAACCAGGACUGAGCGGGAAAGAAGAUCAGAAAAGCAUAGAGAGAAAAAUUCAAGAGAUCCACAUUGGAGAGAUUCCGUAUCGGCAUACACUUCAGAGAGCAGAGGUGUUCCUUCCGAACGAAAUAGCUAUAGUAGAGUUAUGAAUGAUGGAGACCAAGAAAUGUAUACAGAUUUGGAAAGUAAGCAUGGUGACACCAGAAGGAAGAGAGGAGAAAGAAGAAAUUCCUUUUCUGAAAAUGAGCACCGACACCGAAAUAAGGACAGUGAGAAUUUCAGAAGAAGAGAGAGAUCGAAGUCAAAGGAAAAGAGUAGAAAACAUUCAGAUUCCAGAAGUGAUGAAGAUAGAUAUCAGAAUGGUGCUGAGAAGAGAUGGGAAAAAUCUAGCAGGCAUUUUGAACAGUCUAGAGAAUCAAAGAAAAAUCAGGACCGACGAAGAGAAAAGUCUCCAACAAAGCAGAAAAAAUAAUUGUACAAAAUGACAGAAAUUGACCAUGCCUUAUAUGUAGUUGAAACAAAUUAUUUUUCACAUUGAUGAACUUUAUAGAGAAUUCUUGUAUAAAGUACUGGUUUGUAUAUGUACAUUUAAAAACUGUUUUUGUUUCAACACCUUUUAUAACCGAUGCAUCUCAAGGCCCUCUGCUUCAAGUUAUUUGAAAAGUUUCACCAGAGAGGGAUGUAAUUCUUGCUUAUAUUUUGAUAAUAAAAUAUCAAAUGCUCAUUGAAUCAGUGAUUUUUUUCAUUGACAACGUAUUUUUUCUGAUAAUAAUAUUUUGAAUAGUUUAUAAAACUAUUAGAUUGAAUUGUUAGUACCAUUUUAUUUAUAACUGGAGACCAAAAUAGAGGGAUCGUUUCAAGUGUAACAUUUCUGCUUUGUUAUUUGUGUGCUGUGAUUCAUUUCCUAGUCACUCUUUUUUUAAAGUAGAGAAAUCAUUUCAAGUUUCAUAUCAUAUAUUUAAUAAAAUCUGUAACUUUUCUAAUGUGUUGGUGAAGAUGAGUAGGUGUUUGUUAGUUUUCAUCACAGCUAUUUGAUUUAUAACUGGUACAUCUCUCAUUGAUGACAUUUCUUCUCUCUGGCCUGGUAGAUAACACUUAAUUGGAAUUCUUUCCCUUAUUGCUUUUCUCAGCCUUAAAGUUAUAUCACUGUUGGUUAGUUAAUACGUAUUUAAUUUUUUUAUUUGAAUUAAUAGGCCAUUGAAAAACAAAUGGUCAUAGGAAAUGUAAAAGCCUGUGAAAUAAUUCCAAUUUUGAAAUAAUUUUAAGAAUUUCCAAUUGUAAUAUGUGACCAUAUUAUUUAUUACUUUGGGAAUAAACUAUGUCU